AUGCAUUUGACUCCGAAAGAGCUCGACAAGCUGGUCAUUUCGCAAGUUGGCCAGCUUGCGCAGCGUAGAUUGGCACGCGGUGUCAAGCUGAACCAGACCGAAGCGACGGCUUCAGCCCAAGUAACGCGUUCCGAUAGNCUUAUCCGCGAUGGCAACCACUCGGUGGCAGAUCUCAUGUCCUUGGGCAAGACCAUCCUCGGUCGCCGUCAUGUCCUCCCGCCCGUAGUCAACUCUCUGGUCGAGCUCCAAGUCGAGGGAACCUUUCGCUCUGGCACCUACCUGGUCACCGUCCACCACCCCAUCAGCUCGGAGGACGGCAACCUUGAGAAGGCCCUAUACGGCAGCUUCUUGCCUGUACCGGACAAAGACAUCUUCCCUCAUGCCGACCCCUCAGAGUACGCCCCUGAGAAACAACCCGGCGCAGUCGUACCCCUGAAGAACGGCAAGAUUGUCCUGAACAAAGACAGAAAGAGGAUACAAUUGAAGGUUGUCAGCAAGGGAGACCGUCCGAUCCAGGUACGUUGUUGCGACUGUAAGAGAAAGGGGAUGGCGAUUUUGACGCGCUUANNGGUUGGGUCACACUACCAUUUUGUCGAAACCAAUCCUCUACUCGACUUCGAUCGUGUCAGAGCCCUUGGCUACAGAUUGGAUAUUGCUGCUGGAACUUCCGUCCGUUUCGAACCCGGCGACACCAAGACUGUCAAUCUUGUCCAGAUUGGUGGUAAUCAGGUCAUCAAAGGUGGUAAUGGUCUUGCUACUGGUUCUCUUCAUGAUGCUAGGAUUGCCGAAUCUCUUGUUGAGAAACUGCAGAAGGGCGGUUUCCAUCACACUCCCGAGCCUGCCGGCGAUUCUACUCACCUUGACAUGUUUACCCUGGAGCGUGAAGCUUACAUUUCCAUGUUUGGUCCUACUACUGGUGAUCUCGUGCGCCUGGGUGCUACUGAUCUUUGGAUUAAGGUCGAGAAAGACUUCACCAUAUACGGUGAUGAGUGCACCUUUGGCGGUGGCAAGAGUAUACGUGAUGGCAUGGGUCAAGCUUCUGGACGCUCAGAUAUCGACUGCUUGGAUCUGGUCUUGACCAACGCUCUGAUUGUUGACUACACUGGUAUCUACAAAGCUGAUAUUGGUGUCAAGAAUGGCAUCAUCGUGGGCAUUGGUAAAGCUGGCAAUCCCGACAUUAUGGACGGUGUCGAUCCUAACAUGGUCAUCGGUUCCAACACCGAUGUCAUUGCUGCUGAAAAGGAUAUUGUCACUUAUGGUGGCUUUGACAGUCACAUCCAUUUCAUUUGCCCUCAGCAAGCCCCUGAAUCGCUUGCCUCAGGAGUCACCACCCUUUUGGGAGGUGGUACUGGACCAAGCACUGGCACUAACGCCACAACUUGUACACCAAGCGCGUGGUUGAUCGAGAGUAUGCUCCAAGCUACUGACGUUAUACCGCUCAAUGUUGGUAUCACUGGCAAGGGUAAUGAUAGUGAGCCUGGUCCUCUACGCGAGCAGGCCGAGGCUGGUGUGUGCGGUCUCAAAUUGCACGAGGAUUGGGGAUCCACACCUAGGGCUAUCGACACUUGUCUCAGUGUAUGCGAUGAACAUGACAUACAGACUCUUAUCCAUACCGACACCCUGAACGAAUCCGGCUUCGUCGAGACCACCGUUGCAGCCUUCAAGGGUCGCACCAUUCACAGUUAUCAUACUGAGGGAGCUGGUGGUGGUCACGCACCAGACAUCAUCUCGGUCGUCGAGCACGAGAAUGUGCUUCCAUCCAGUACUAAUCCGACCAGACCCUACACCAACAACACACUCGACGAGCACCUCGACAUGCUUAUGGUGUGUCACCAUUUAUCACGUAACAUUCCCGAGGAUGUGGCCUUCGCCGAGAGUCGCAUCCGAGCAGAAACGAUCGCGGCGGAAGAUGUGUUGCACGAUCUGGGCGCCAUCAGUAUGAUGAGUUCAGAUUCACAGGCCAUGGGACGCUGUGGAGAAGUCAUCCUCCGCACCUGGAACACUGCCCACAAGAACAAGCAGCAAAGAGGAUUCCUGGCCGAGGAUGAAGGCACCGGCGCAGAUAACUUCCGAGUCAAACGCUACGUCUCUAAAUACACCAUCAACCCUGCCAUCGCACAAGGAAUGUCCCACAUCAUCGGCUCCAUCGAAGUCGGCAAGCUAGCCGAUCUCGUCCUCUGGCAUCCCUCCAAGUUUGGCACCAAGCCCACUCAGGUCAUCAAGGGUGGUAUGGUGGCGUACAGUCUGAUGGGCGAUGCCAAUGCUAGUAUCCCCACGGUAGAGCCCAUGAUGAUGAGACCAAUGUUUGGCGCCUCGGUGCCUCACAACAGCAUCGCUUUCGUUAGCAAAGCAGCCCAAGCCAAGGGUGUACGUAACAAGUGUGGCUUGAGGAAGCGUGUCGAAGCUGUCAAGAAUUGCAGAAAUAUCGGCAAAUCUGACAUGAAGUUCAACGACGUCAAGCCUAAGAUGAAAGUUGAUGCUGAGAGUUAUACUGUUGAGGCAGAUGGCAUGAUUUGUGAGGCUGAACCGUCAAGUGAGCUGCCUCUUGCUCAGACUUACUACGUCUAUUAA
Messenger RNA from Aureobasidium vineae, 2571 nucleotides. Lineage: Eukaryota; Fungi; Ascomycota; Dothideomycetes; Dothideales; Saccotheciaceae. The record is from the annotation of a GenBank genome assembly.